Lactuca virosa is the source of this 372-nucleotide messenger RNA. The record is from the annotation of a GenBank genome assembly. NCBI's taxonomy places the organism in Eukaryota, Viridiplantae, Streptophyta, Magnoliopsida, Asterales, Asteraceae.
AUGGAGUACUUGGAAACCAUCAAUCCUGAUGAUGGGUCUGGGAAGUUGUUGCCAAAAGAAACAACUGGUCCUUCGAAGAAGUCUCGCAAGUCAAAGAAGGAUGUAACAAUUACUCCUGAGAAACCAGUACAAGAGCCAAAGAAAAAGACAUCACCACCGAAACAGACGAAGGCAGAUGCACAAGUUUCGACUGUUGUGGUUGACCCACUUUCUGAUGGUUCAUUUAAGUCUUCUUCUAUGGUUCGAAAACCAUAUCUGAAUCACCAAUGCAUUUUCAUUCGUAAAGUUCCAGCUCCUGUUUCUCCUUCUUCCAAGAAACGAAGAGUUGAAGAUGUUGCUACUCACAUUUCAAAGAAGAAACUAAAGAAAUGA